Molecule: messenger RNA, 645 nt
Organism: Letharia lupina
Lineage: Eukaryota; Fungi; Ascomycota; Lecanoromycetes; Lecanorales; Parmeliaceae
Exons: 2
Coding region: 1-645 (214 amino acids)
Source: RefSeq, a predicted model, not a curated record
AUGCACGCUCUUUCCUUACUAUGCACAAUCGAGAUCGCAUGUUGCGUUUCGACCGCACUCGCAGCGUCCGUCCCCGUCCAUAGCGAAUCCACAAAAUUAGCAGCUGGGACCCCACCCUCGCUCCCAUUUGCGGCCCUCGACACUGUGAACCUGACAACGCCCCAAACGUCGCCCUGGCCAAGAGCCCCCUGGGCCUACAAAAUCCCCGGCCACUCGCCCCAACACCUCGUCUUCGAAGAAAUCUCCGCCGAAGACACCGGUCUCGAAGGCCAGCAGUCUACGCUCCACGCCUGUGACGAGGUUGUCCGCUGGCUGUGGGAAAACUACAAGGCGGAUCAGAAUAUCGAUCACGCUGGUGUGCAGACGAGUACAUUCAGCGGCGAAAAGGAAGGCCAUGUGGUCAUUGUGUUUGUGCCCGUUACCGUGGGAGGCGCGAUCGACAGAGAGCUGGCGUUGGACAGUGUGAGAGCGUUGGAGAGCCUGGUGUGGAGGUACGGCGGGCACAGUUUGGAGUGCGAGAUUCUGUCGGGGGUGAAGCUGAAGGGGAGGAUCUCCAUUUCGAUCAAGGUCUCGAACCCGACGAGUGAGGUGCAUUCUGAUACUGGUAUUGAUACUGAUGCUGGGGCAACCAGCACGUCACAGUAG